UUCAGGAGCAUUUGCGACAAAAACCUUUAUGAUUUGUUGCGUUGUGUUGUGCUUGGUUUUCUUUGUAUCCAACUGUAAAGUGGGAAAUUGCGGCUAGGUACUGGAGCUCACGGUGUUUCUGGUGGUUGCUCACGGGGCAAUACUCCAGCCCUAGCCAAUAGCCCUAGGCGGCUAAAUAGCUUACAUAAUUUCUCAGAUUUGAGAGAAUUUUGAAGUGAGUGAGGAUUCUCAGUUGCCAGGAAUUGGACUCCGCUGCUGUCGUUUUUAUUUUUUUUAUUUUUUUAUUUUUUUAUAUCUGUCAGACUUAUGGGUUAGAGUAGCUUUGAGGGACGUUUGGAAGCAAGAUGAUCCAUCAGUUCAUUAAUUUUGUCAUUCGCCCUCCCAGGGCAGAGUAUAACCCAGAUCAAUAUCUUUGGGAAAAGGAUUUCACGCUUGCAGGUAGAGCAUACAAACGACAAGACUUGGAGCUUACGAAUGCUAGGGGCCAUACCUUGCGUUGUAGUCAUUAUCUGCCUUCACCUUUCCCUGAAGAUGUUUCUCUUCCAUGUGUUAUAUACUGCCAUGGAAACAGUGGGUGUAGGGCAGAUGCAAAUGAAGCUGCCGUAAUGCUUCUUCCAUCAAAUAUCACCGUUUUUACUCUUGAUUUUUCGGGUUCAGGAUUAUCUGAUGGUGAUUAUGUCAGCCUUGGUUGGCAUGAGAGAGAUGACCUCAAGAUUGUGGUUUCAUAUUUAAGAAGCAAAAAGCAAAACUUGCGUAUAGGUCUUUGGGGGCGAUCGAUGGGCGCAGUCACAUGCCUACUUUAUGGAGCAGAAGACCCUUCCAUAGCCGGAAUGGUGUUGGAUAGUGCCUUUUCAAGCUUGUAUGUUCUAAUGAUGGAACUAGUUGAUGUAUACAAGAUUCGGCUUCCUAAAUUUACAGUUAAGAUGGCAGUACAAUAUAUGCGUCGGAUAAUUGAGAAGAAGGCAAAGUUUGAUAUCAUGGAUCUUAAUUGCUUGCAGGUUGCACCCAAAACAUUCAUUCCUGCUUUAUUUGGACAUGCUAAGGAUGACAAAUUCAUCCAAACCCAUCAUUCUGACAUCAUCUACAAGUCUUAUGCGGGGGACAAAAAUAUUAUACAUUUCGAUGGUGAUCACAACUCUUCUCGGCCACAGUUUUAUUAUGAUUCAGUUUCCAUUUUCUUCUAUAAUGUUCUUCAUCCCCCACAAACGUCUUGUCAUUCAUGUAAGCUUGAGAAGUAUUAUGAUUUGGGGGAUUUGAAGAUUGGUGCUGGUUUGGAUGAGGGUUUGUUAUAUGAGAUAAUUACUGGAGUUCAUUCUGCGGGUACUGACGUGGCAAGUUCAUCUUCUGUUCCUCCUGCCAUUUCAACCACAAAAUGUGUUGGCGAACUUCUUUCUGAAAUUGCACCAGUGACGACUGCUGUUGAUUCUGUGCAUGAUGAAGCUGACACACUUAACAGUCACGAACCAUCACAUUUAGAGGAGCAGCCUAAUGAUGAGAAUGUAGAAUGUUGUUCAUAUACAAGCUCAAACAGGGAGAGUUGGGGCAGAUGCUCUUCAUUAGGAGGCAGUGAUGAAGAAUCUUCUGCUGCUGACAGCAGUCAUCAGAAGAACCUUAAGGUGUUUGCGAUGCCUCUUGGAUGCAUACAACAAAAAUCAUCAGAGCUAAGAAAAGAGGAAAAAAAGAAGAAGAAAGUUUCCAUUGCUCCAAAGAAGCCCAAGGGUGAGAAAUUUGAGAAGUUAGGGGCCCUUGGCAAACGACUGCGUCUUUGCAUCCUAAAGCGAGUAAAAAAUUAUAGAUGUGCCACUUAGUGACUGCUGUAGUAUAAAAAUGUUUGUAGCUGCAAAUGUUUUACCUUAUGUUGAUGUAUUCUUCAACCUUGUAUGGGUUGUUAAAUCCCUUUUUCUUUUUCUUGUUUAAAAUCAUUGAUUGGUGCUGUUCUUAUUU
Messenger RNA from Malus domestica (apple), 1944 nucleotides. RefSeq lists its product as uncharacterized. The record is from RefSeq and is a predicted model, not a curated record. Lineage: Eukaryota; Viridiplantae; Streptophyta; Magnoliopsida; Rosales; Rosaceae.